Messenger RNA from Saccoglossus kowalevskii, 7088 nucleotides. Its product is annotated as zinc finger protein 608-like. NCBI's taxonomy places the organism in Eukaryota, Metazoa, Hemichordata, Enteropneusta, Harrimaniidae. The record is from RefSeq and is a predicted model, not a curated record. Gene Ontology annotation, biological process: regulation of transcription by RNA polymerase II. Gene Ontology annotation, cellular component: nucleus.
GUUACUGGUCUGUUAUUUAAUACUCAAAGGCAGAGGGAGAGUGAGAGGACAGACAGACAGACAGGCAGGCAGAUUGGAUAUGAAUAAUGUACUAUGUAUGCCUGUUCAUUUCAAUAGAAAGGAAAUGCCCCAAAUCAUGCACGAGGGCACGCAGUCAAGCUCAAUAGCGUAUAACUCAGUAUGUCUGAAACUUUGACAGGCCAGCGCUCGGAACUAUUACUUGUGUUACUUCAUAGUAGUGUGUGUGACUUUUAAAGGAUUUGUUCCACCCUCUUCCGUACCUGCUGUUGGACUAUGCUACGAAGGUUUUCCCAAUGAGGGAGUCGUGGAGUCGCUUCAAUGAAACAAAGGAGAAUAUAAAUUGUUCAUUUCCCAAAGUGAGCGGUGUGGGCAACGAGCAGAAGAAGUUGUCUCCCCAGGGAAAGAUGGCAACAGUGUUGCAAGUACAGGAGGAAAACUGUGUUCCUUAUGAUAGCGGCGAUGAAUGGGAAAUUGGACUCGGAGAUCUUAUAAUCGAUCUGGACGCUGAUCUAGAAAAAGAAAAGCAACAUACCAUUGUCGACAGGAUGGGUACUCCCGAAUCCAGUCCUCUCAAAGUUGGGAAAAUGAAAAUUAAACGUAAAACUAGUAGUGUGAAAAGUGAUUCUGUGAAGUAUGAAAUAACGCAGAAAAAAGAGGAAAUAGUGACCCCAGCGCCAGCAUUGGAGCAGGAUCUACCGCAGGCUCUACCUCAGGCUGGUCACGAACAUAUCAAUGGAGUAUCGGCAGAUAAAAGUGCAAAGCAUGCACCGGAGGAUAAAGGUGGCAAAUCGGGAAGAAGUGGCGGACACAAAAGAGACAGUAAUCGCCAUGAAAAAAACAGUGGAAAUAGUAGUAACAGGGGUAGUGAUAGUGGACAAAGCAGUGGAUCCAGCUCUGGAGGUGACAGUCACCAUGGCAAUGAUGGAAGUGGUGGUUCAGGCCGAGAUAUGAAUGAUAACAAUCGUGAUCGUGAUAAGGACAAUAGAGAUCGUGAUAACCAUGAUGACGAUGAUGACGAUAAUGAAGAGGAUGAUGCUAACAAAAACGAGGGAAACAAAAACAGUAAACAGAAGGGGAAAAAAUCUAAAACUGAAAAGGUGAAUAUUGCAGUGGGAACCAGCGACAUGGGAACCAUCACGGAGCCAGAGUGUCUGGCACCUUGCGAACCGGGUACUAGUGUCAAUCUUGAAGGAAUUGUUUGGCAUGAAACGGAGCGAGGUAAGCGAGGAGUGCUUGUUGUGAACGUAACAUGGCGUAACAAAACCUACGUGGGAACGUUGCUCGAUUGCAGUAGACACGACUGGGCACCACCAAGGUUCUGUGAUUCUCCCACUAGUGAUAUAGAAACCAGAACUCCAAAAGGUGGUGGUCGGGGAAAACGAGGACGUUCUUCAUCGAAUACUCCUGGUACGAGUGAUUUAAGCAACUAUACUGAGACUCGAUCGUCAAUACACAGCAAAUUACGCAACUCAAAUGGAAAGGGGAGAAGAGGGUGUGCCUCUGGUUCUAGAACACCAACAAAUGGAAUGGAAAGACCAGGAAAACGGAAAAGCAAGCCUUUGGAUUUAGAUUUGAAUUCUAGUUAUGAUGACAUAAGAUCUGUUACUAAACGCAUGCGAUCUAACUCUCGUGGCACGCCCACGACACCUCAAACACCGAGUGAGGCAGUGAAUAAUGAAAUGCCUCCUUCGCCUCAGCUUAUCGAGUGCCCAGAACCAAACUGUGGAAAGAAAUAUAAACAUAUAAAUGGACUUCGUUAUCAUCAGACUCAUGCACAUCUUAAUUCUGUGACUGUUAAAAGUGAAGUUUGUGGAGAUGAACUUGACACUGAGUCAAAAUCUUCCUCAUCCGAGGAAAGCACUGCCAUGGUGUUGGUCAACGUUAAGCAUAAAAUCACAUCACAGAGUGAAUACGAUUUCUCUGAUUCUAAUUCAAAAAAUACCACAGUUAAGGGACACUCGUCAAAAGGUGCUGAAAAUAAACAACAGAAUGCUGCAACUGUUGUUAUUAAACAAGAGAAAGACAGUGACAAAGAGGACAGUCCUGUCAAAUCGACAGAGAAACAAACUGAGAAGGGAUCAUGUGCAAAAAAUCUCAAGUCCAAAUUAGAUAAAGUUCCUGUGAAAUUACAUAAGCACAGUGAGAAACUGAAGUCAAAGGAACCAUUACUGCAGUUGCAAAGUUCGCACAAAACAAAAAUAAAGAAACAUGUCAGUACUUCAGGGGAAGACAACACAUUGCAAUUUCAGGCUAUGGUAGAGAAUGCACUGUCAUCACCGAGUGUUGCAAGCGCAGUUCAGGAAUCAAAUAUUCGGAAAGACGUUGUGACCGUGUCUGGCACUGUCACUCCAGCUGCGGCCGUUCCUACAAGUCAUGCUGCCACCAUCACUAGUGUCAUUCAAACUAUAAAGACUGAACCGGGGUUGAAAGAUCCUGAGCCUUGUAGCGUACAGCUACCUGCGAAUAUUGCCGUGGACAAAAUGUCUCGUGCUCCUCGGGAGGAGACUAGGAUAGGUGAAGUUAGUGAGUCUGAGGGACAGAAGAAAAGAGAAAAAGAAAAACACAAAUCGAGUGAAAAAGAAAAACAAAAGAAAAGCAACAAAGUUGAAAAGACUAUACCAAAACUGAAAAGUGCUCGGCCGAUUGCUCCUGCCCCUCCUGUUCCCCAGCUCAUUGCCAUCCCAACCGGAUUUGCCACGUCAAGUACGACGGGAGGAACUGUUACCAUCACACCAGUUACUACAAACCAGCAUGCUACCCCUAUAAGUCCUCCGUUAAUCCCUAUCCAACCCAAACCUACUGUCAUGGGGGAACCCAUGGUCAAUCCUUCCAUGUCAUCAUUAAAAGAAAAGAAGCGUAAGAAAAAAUCUAAAGACAGGGAAGAUAAACUUGACCGUUCUGGCCAUUCUAAGGAGAAGGAUAAAGAGACUAAGGAAAAACGUUCAAAACAAGAGACCGAAAAAAACAAAUCGCAGGUAACUAAUAUAUUGGAACGAGCUUUGACAGAGUCUGGAAUCAUGAGUCUGGGUCAUGAUGAGAAAGGUCCAUCCCCUGUGCAAACUAGUGAGUCGAUACCAUCGUCAUCAUCAUACACAGCACAUCCGGUUGUUAACGAACCUCCAAAAGCUGUUGUUGCACCAACUAGGCCAGAGAUUCCUAAACUCAUUCCGAGUGAUAGCGUUCCUAAGUCUGCUGCCACCCAUGUUAUAACUAGCACCCCAAAGUCAUUAGAAAUUGAGGGAGUACGUAGACAUGAUCGCUUGGGACCAACAUCGCUCAGUGCAAAUACAGCUGCUGUAGCGCCUAACUCUCAUACUCCAACCGAGCCACUUCACGUCAUCACGUCCACUGCCGCUGCUGGAAGCAAUCAGGAUGCCCAAAGUCCGGCUUAUUCUGAUAUUUCCGAUGCGAACGAUGACACAACGGUGGAGAACCCAAAACAGUGUGAUGAUCCGUAUCAAUUUAAUGAUGAUACACAGCCACCUGCAGUCAAAACGCACCAUAGCGUGCAUAACGAAAUGAGGAAAGAACGAGAUGACGUUUCUGUUAAUGUGUAUGCUCCAUACAGUAGCAAUUUAACUGCCAAAAUGCACUCCCCUGUGUCAGAGAGUAAGAAACGGACUUCAGACGAUAGUUUGAAAUAUCUGCGGAAGGAAAAUGAAAAACAUCAUAGAAAAGAUUCAGUUGAUGAUGCAAAUGAAAAUAAAAAAGCACGAAAAGAUGAAGGACAGUCAUCUUCAUCAGCUGCUGGCUCGUUUCCAGAGCAACCAACUCAUUCUCCAAAAAUGAUUCCACCUCAGAUUUAUACUCAGUAUCCCUAUAUGCCCGGUUACAUGGGCUAUGCUAAUAGUAUUGACAACAGAACUUAUCAUAUGCAUCUUAUGGCGACUGAUCCUCAUUACAGGCAGCAACAUGAAAAGUUUUUAGAAGAACAGGGAAGACAUAGGAUGGAACAAGAGCGUAUGGGGGUGGAAAAACGAGAAAAAACACAGGAAAAGACUGUUAAAGUGACAGAGAAAGAGAUUAAAAUAAAAACAGAACAUGUAACAGUGUUAAAAAAUGAGGAACGUAAAGCUGGUGAAAGCGAAAACUGGCCAUGCGUUGAGGACAGAAUGAAGGACAAAAUGAAAGAGAAGCAGCGUGAGAAUCACCAGAUAAUGGCUGAAAGUAUAGAAUUGAAAUCACAAGUCACGCAACCAGUGACCCGGGAACAAAUAUAUGACCCAAGGGUGUUGUACGAUCAGCGACAUCAAGAGGACAUCCGACAACAGCAGCAGCAUCACUAUAUGUAUCAACAAAAAGUUCUUGCCCAUCAGAGAUUUGAGGAGGAACAGAGGAGGCAUCAAGAAAAGAAGGAAAAAAGAGAGCGAGAGUCAAUGGAAAUGAAAGAGAUUGAUAAUACAAAUGAGGGCCACAAGAGGGAAAGAUCUGCGAAGGAGUUGCAUGGGAAACCAGAGAAAGAAGCUGGGAAUAUGACAAAACAAAUAGAAGAAAAAAAAGAUGAGAGGCCACGUAGUCGUGUUGAAGAAAAAAUGCAUCCCAGUUUAGAUCCAAAAGGUCAUCAUGAAUCUCCUAAGUUUGCUGAAGGCUAUCCUCCUUAUAUGCAGCAUCCAUAUGUACAGUCACCACAUUUUGGACCCGUACCAUUUGAUCCAAAUCAUCCAGCAUAUAGGCCGGUGAAUCCCAUGAUGGGAAUUUCCCAUGCUGGGUUUCAUGGUUCACCAUAUUUGCCACCUGAGUUCAGAUAUCCGGGACCACCAAACAUGGGCAAUCCGCAGUGGAAGGUGCACAUGCCGGAUGAGAAAAAUCCGGAGCAAGAAAGAGAAAGAGACUCUGUUGUAUCCAAAUCACCGCAUACGGGGGUAUCUCAGCAUUCUUCUCCUGAACGACCAACCAAGGCACUGGAGCUGCUGCAGCAACAUGCCUCUCAGUACUACAGUUCACACAAAGGGGAACCAAGACAGCCAUCAGAGGAACGUAAUAAAACAGUCUCUCCAGCAAGACCAACAUCACGGUCACCGGCUGGACAUAAAACACAUGGCGCCGAAAAUGCACCGGAGAAAGAAGAGAAUGCUGCCAGAUUUGAACCUGGAAUUCAUCAUGAAUUGUCUGGUCCUAUGCUGCGACACCUACAUACUCAUCAUCAUACCCAUGUUGGUGUUGGAUAUCCACUAAUGGCUCCACCUUAUGACCCAUAUGCUGCUGUUAUGGCCAACCAACAAGCUGGAAUGCCGCCCUCUAUACAUUCUGGAGAAAAUGAACAAAGGUUUAAGCAGUGUAAGGACAAUUUUAUGUGUCAUAGUUAACUUGUGGAUCUUUUGCGACUUGCAUCACAUCAUAUAACAAUUUGGUGCUGGAACUUCUGUCGUCACCCUGGUGAUCUAUUUUGUGUGGACUUAUACAUGAGUAAUCAGUGCGUGUAUCUAAUUGACAAGAGGAAUAUCUGCCAUAGCAUGUGUGUGCAUAUCUCCAGGACUAUUUACGCUACUGCUAGCCAUACAACAAAUUGGAAUUAAACAGCUGUAGUAUGACAUGUGUUCAUCAAAAAGGAAACUACAUUUUGUGAAUGUGAAUCUUCGUAAUAAAUAUCUUUUCGAUUAUCAUCGCCAGCGUUCUCUGACUCGGAUACAUUUGCUGUGGAUACCACAUCAGGAAUCACAACCUCUGCAUAAUUGUAUUGAAUAUUCAAAAUGACUUCCUCCAAUCCUAAGUACAGAUUAUAAACUAGGAAGUAGUAUUAUACAACAUCAAGUUUCAUCUCCUACCCUUUUCGCAUGUGAUUGUAAAUUGCACGAGUCGAUACAUUUAUCAAAUCAACAUUGAUUGGUACAUUUGUUGUCGCAUUGUCAAAUUCUACAUGUUUGUGUGACAUUUGUUUUAUCGCUACUUGGUGCUAGAUCAUUACACAACAAUGUUUGUUUAUUUUGUAUAACCAUUAGAAGUUAGGUGCGUGUUCGCUAACAAAAAUGGAUGAAACAACAAACUGCAGCCGACCCUUGCUGGUUGUUUUAGUCUGUUUACAAGUUGUUCAUGCAAUAUUUCUUGACAUAAACUUUUGCAUGAAACAAUUUCACAUUGGGUUACUGUCCCCAAUUUUCACAUAGUGUAGUGGAAAAUACAGCACAAAUUUCAAUGUUCCAGUUUGGAUUGGAGAAAAGAGGUACUUUGUAUCAAUAUUUACGAUUUGACAAAUGUUUAACUGAAAUACAAAUUUGAAAUAAAUGUCUUCACUUCAAUUGUUGUUAAGCUUUUCUUAGGUUGAUUAGCAACGCCUCACUGGUGAAAACACCAAAUAAAAGGCCUUUCGUCAUUGCCUGAUACAGACAUUCUGACAGAUCAAGUUAAGAUAAAGAAAUUGUCAUUUCUACAAUGUAUUAGUAUUAAAAACUUAUUAAAAGUAUUAUCAAUUUUUAGUGGAUUACUGCAGUUGGUCAUUUUAAUUUUGGUAUCCAGGAUAUUGACCUAUGAUGAAUUUUUUACUGAUUAAAGCCAUGUGAUUGGCUGGAUUCCAGGAGUGGGUCAAAGUUCAUCAUGGCGGAUUCACCUGGCACGAUGACACUAGGAUAAUUGUCAGUAUUCAGUUGGUGUGGAUUUGUGUUUAAACAUGUUAUUUGCUGUCUUAGGGUGCAAUCAAUGAAAUUACAGGACAACAAAUUUCAUUUUUUAAGACUUGUGCAGCCUUGAUUUAAAACUUAAAUUUUGGUGCUGUUGUCUUUGUUCACUCCUUUGUUCAGUCCUUUGAAUAAUAAUUUGCCUUAACUAGAUGGGAGCUACCAUUAAUUUCAGGGGUGUAACCACUCAUCUAUACUUGUGGUUUGUUUGCUUGUUUUUUUGUAAAUAGAAAGAGUACUUGUUUCCUCAAGUUAACCUAACUUUUAUAGCUGUGCCUUUUUGGAUUUAAUUGCAAAGUUAGGUAGGAUAGUUACAAAGUUAGGCAUUUUUAUCACCCCCAUGUAAUUUUAAAAUAAGUGUAAAAAUGAUUGUCCUUUUCAAGUUUCUUGUUACAUUUUCCUAUCCAUGAUGUUUUACCAAUAAAAAACAGAGUUGAAUUUGUUUUAUAAUGAAAA